Messenger RNA from Volvox carteri f. nagariensis, 1377 nucleotides. RefSeq lists its product as uncharacterized. The record is from RefSeq and is a predicted model, not a curated record. Lineage: Eukaryota; Viridiplantae; Chlorophyta; Chlorophyceae; Chlamydomonadales; Volvocaceae. The transcript has 7 exons. The coding region runs from base 1 to 1377 and encodes 458 amino acids.
AUGACUGGGCCUCGGGCUGUGGACAUGUGUGCCAAUGCGGGCUAUCUGGACGGAAUGAAAUCCAUUCGCACAUUCAACCGCUCGUGCGCUGACCGGAAUCUGCGCAAGAUUCGGGAGAUGAGCUGGCGCCGAUGGUACCCCACCCCCACACUCCUUCCGGACGGCAGGGUGCUCAUCAUGGGCGGAACGCAGGGUGUGGGGGCCGGUACGGCAAACAACCCGUUUUGGGAAAUGUACGACCCGGCUACAAGCAAUGUGACGCCGUACGCCAUGCGUCCUCUGUACUUGGACCAGGCUACGCAGAUCUACUACCCCUUCAAUUAUGUGCUUCCCGAGGGUUUCCUAUUUUCGUUUUGCGGCCGCUCCGGCUGGAUUAUGGAUUGGCGGAGUAACAACUGGCGUCAGGAAGUGCCCAAGCUGAGAGGGUACGGCAAUUUGCAAUUCCCAUUCACGGGGACUUCCGCGAUGCUGGGGCUGUAUCCCGAGAAUAACUACCAGGUGGAAAUUAUGUUGUUCGGCGGUGCGAACGAGAGAGCCGUCAGUAAUUUGAGCAUGCUUGCCAAUCGGGGAGCCAACCGCUUGGCGUUGACGUUCAACAAAGCGACAGGCAACUACACGUUUAAUGGCUGGGUGAAUGAGAGCAUGACGAUUGGCCGUGUGAUGCCGGACUCCGUAUUGCUGCCGAACGGCAGGGUCAUUAUUCUGAACGGCGCAUGGACCGGAUUGGCGGGCGAUUCCGCUAGCGGUGGUGAUAGUCGCGCCAACUACCCCCUUCUCUUCGCGGAGGAGUACAACCCGAAUGCGCCGCUGGGCAGCCGCUUCCGGAGGAUGGCUACAACUCUGAUUGCCCGAAUGUACCACUCAACCGCCGGAUUAACCACCAAUGGUACCGUUAUCGUGGCCGGCUGCGACCGCUGCUACAGAUACGAUGUGCAAUCGGGUUACGAUUUCCAACCAUCGGCCACGAAGGCCGACUACCGCGUCGAGAUCUACUCACCGCCGUACUUCUUCAUGGACGAACUAAAGCCCCUGAUCGUCAACACCUCCAGCACCAGCAUGGCGUACCAGGGUCUCUUCACCAUCACUUACACCUUCCCGGCGGGCUGGGGAAACAACGCGCUCACGCGUGUCGUACUCGUGGCGCCCAGCAGUACGACACACUCGUACAACACGCACCAACGGCUGCUGGGUUUGGAAAUUGUGAGCAAUUCAGUUGGAGAUGUCAACGGUGUCGCCAUCGUCCGCGGCCCACCCAACAUCAACAUCGCGCCGCCGGGCAUGUACAUGCUCUUCCUGCUCAACGGCGACGUGUACUCCAGGGCUGUGUGGGUGACACUCAUACGACCGCGACCGGGGGAGCCAGGCUACAUGACCUAA